ACUUUUGGGCUUGGGAAAGAAUUAAAGCUAAGCCGUUGGUCACUAGUCCCAAAGCUAUUGCACACAAAAAGAGUGGGAAGUGAAGGAGAACAGCAGAUCAAUGAAAUGGCAAAUGCUGAAGCUUCAUUGCUUUCCCUUGCAACAAGCAAAUCUGACAUCAAGCAAAUUGAGAAUGUUCAAAAGGAACUGCAAAAAUCAGAGUCUUGCAUUCAAGACUUUGAAGAAGGGCUUGAAGGCCUGUUUAGGAGCCUGAUCAAAGUCAAGAGUCAAUAUUCUCAACAUACUCAACCAUUAGCUAGCCUCAAAUAUCAUGUGAAUUCAUCUGUACAUUAAAUGCAAUACAAAUGUAAUUAUUCUUAUGUCAUAGAAAAAUAUACUUCGGAAAAUUUAGCUUCUAUUGCAUAUUCUUCUUUUUCAUUUUCCUUUUUGGUUCUUUUUUGUCCUUUGAAAAUCUCUCAAGUCAACCCUCAAUUUCAUUGCAAUGAACUUGUGACUCCAUGAGUAAGAUCACGAAAAUUAUCUGAUAGGAUAUUACAAAUUUUCCAUUGUAGUCUCUUGGACUUACUUGGGAAAGAGCCUAUUAUGCCUUUUAUUUUAUCAAAAUAAAAGCUCUCAAGAUUCCAAUUGUCCUAAUGAGAACAAUUGAACACUUACAAAUACAAAUAUCGGCACAUGAUAUUGUUAGCCCUAUGCUGUUGUACAGAUUGCAAAACCAAGCAUAAGGAUCUUGCCUGGCUCUUGCACGACAAUAUUAUCUGUACCAUUUGCAUUUGAUUGAUUAAUCAGUUAGCCCUUUAAUUAGAAGAAAUAAUAGCGUGACCUUCUUCUUGCACAUGUUAAUUUGAGCUAGGAGCAGGAAUUAGAAGCAUGUGGCCAUUAAGCACAUCAGAAGCAGUGUUCUUCUUCACCCCAUUGUUUAUGGUUGCACAAAAUAUCAAUUGCUGAUUUAACUAAUGAUCUUGCAAAUCUUGUCUGCCUCCUGCACAACAAAAAAUUGUGGGACUCACAUAUUUAUUGUAAUUAUCUAUCCAAAACUUAAUAAACUUAAUCAAAUUAACUGCAUAGAUGUGUUCAUGCUAACAAAAAUGCCGACAUGAUCAACCAAUUAUAACAAGAUAUAUUACUUUCAUAGAUGGGAGCACACAAGUGAUGCAGAAACCAUGUCUCCAAGGGGUUAUGCAGAGCAAUAAAUUAGUCCUGAUGGCAGAAUGCAGAAGAAAAAAUGGCCACUAUGGCACUGGAAAGAAUAUUAAAACUGCUCGCAUAUUAUUAAGUAUUAUCUUAGCUCAACAUAAUUGUGAUUUUACUAAUUAAAACAAUUAUGAAAUGAGUUGUAAAGCUGGUGGAGAGGAGACAAUGCAAGAACACCUCUAAUAUAAUUGGUAAGAUUGGUAUCAAGUCCAUGUUACCUCUAAUUGCCAUUUGAAAGGAUGAGAUUCUUCAUUUCUCUCUCAUCCCAUAAUAUAUAUUGAGCAGAUGAAGAAGGGAUGAAAGCAGACUGCUCGAUUGAAUUGAGAACACAACUGCUAAAUUUUCUCUGUAGAAGAAAUAAUGGCAACCAAUCCUUCUAACAUCCAAACCUGUUACCAUGUUCGUUCCAACAGCUUGCCCUCUAGAUCACUCCCAUUAACUUCAGAGGUUGAUGAGAAUUUGAGCAAAUUGAGGGCUUCUGAAGCUGCCUCUACAUUCUCAUCCCUAAGCCACAAACUCAAUGGUCUACAAGAUUUGCAUGACUGCAUUGAUAGAUUGCUUCAAUUGCCCCUCACUCAACAAGCUUUAGCCAAGGAGCAACAGAGGAAAUAUGUUGAUGAGUUGUUGGGCGGAUCUCUUAGGCUCUUGGACAUGUGCAGCACUGCCAAGGAUGCCCUGUCUCAAACAGAGGAGCGCACACAAGAACUUCAAUCAAUUUUGCGUAGAAGACAAGGAGUUGAAACAGGGCUUACAAUCGAGGUUAAAAAAUACUUUAACUCUAGGAAAGCUGUGAAAAAGGCAAUCAGAAAGGGCUUAACGAAUUUGAAGCAUGUGGAAAAUAAACAUGAUACUUCUUCCUCUAGCAAAGGCAGUGAGAUCGGAGCUACUUUCAGCAUCUUUAGAGAAGUGCAAGGUGCAACUAGAAGUGUUCUAGAGUCCUUGUUGUCUUUUAUCCACGGACCUGAGAUAGAGAUGAAAUCAAGCCGCUGGUCACUAGCUUCAAAGCUAAUGAAUACCAAAAGAGUGAGGUGUGAGAAAGAAGAACUACAUACAAAUGCAAUUUCCAACGCUGAAGCUACGCUGAUUCCCCUUGCCAGUCGCAAGAUAAGCAAAUCUGACAAUUACAUGCAUAUUGAGAAUGCUCAACAAGAGCUGCAAAAAUCAGAAAUGUGCAUUCAAGAUUUUGAAGAAGCUCUUGAGUGCCUCGUUAGACGUUUGAUCAAAGCCAGAGUUACUACUCUCAGCUUCCUCAACCACUAGAGCCUCAAUUAUGAUGAGGAGGUCUGAAUUGUAUGUUGAUGUAACAUACAUGUAAUACUCUUACAUAGAGAAAAUCAGAAAAAUAUACUUUACAGCACAAAGUUUGCAUCUACUAGUCUCUUGUUUCUUUCCUGGGAGGAGGUUCAAAACCCAAAUCAAAUCUCAGCCCUCACUUUCACA
Theobroma umbraticum is the source of this 2631-nucleotide messenger RNA. RefSeq lists its product as uncharacterized. Gene Ontology annotation, biological process: root development; shoot system development. The record is from RefSeq and is a predicted model, not a curated record. NCBI's taxonomy places the organism in Eukaryota, Viridiplantae, Streptophyta, Magnoliopsida, Malvales, Malvaceae.